Spodoptera frugiperda (fall armyworm) is the source of this 3394-nucleotide messenger RNA. Its product is annotated as protein embryonic gonad. The record is from RefSeq and is a predicted model, not a curated record. Lineage: Eukaryota; Metazoa; Arthropoda; Insecta; Lepidoptera; Noctuidae. Gene Ontology annotation, biological process: regulation of DNA-templated transcription. The transcript is spliced from 3 exons. The coding region runs from base 628 to 1626 and encodes 332 amino acids. Gene Ontology annotation, molecular function: sequence-specific DNA binding; DNA-binding transcription factor activity; zinc ion binding.
CAUCAAUAAAUUGAGGGUGCAGCACCUGUGCAUGCGCACCAAACAAAUAAAUUACUCGAGCAGCGACGAGACGACAAAAUAGCUGCUCACACUGCCAUACGGUACGUGUUUUAUGGUCCUACAACAUAGAGAAAGUAACGGUACAGGGAGCACGGCCUUCCCACCCGAUGUCCGACCGCUAACUGACUGAUGGGCGAAGCUUAACCUCUGAUAAUAAGAAAGCGGGACAGCAAUACUCGCCGCUGCCGCGUGCGAGCGGGACGCGAGAAGUAUCUUCUUCGGUGAUCGUGAAGUGCAAGAUGAGUACACAGUCACACAGUCACAUACGGACCACAUCCGAGUGAGGCCCGGCUUCGGUUUUUAAAAAACGAAACGCGCGAUCCGCGGUGCGCGUACGCACGGACGCGCGGACGAAUUCGGAUUUGCGAAUUUAUGAAAAACUUUUUUAAAUUAUGACGUUUUGAACUGUACAUAGUGGAUUGAUUGUGCAUAUUUUUGUGUCGUUUUUUCAAGUGUAAAUAUGAGAUACGAGAAGUAGCUGUUUAGUGGAGGACUUUUUACUUUUUUUGCAAAAAUUAAGGAAGUAAAGACAUCAGCUGUGUCAAGAAACAGGUGUCAACUGUCAAGAUGAAUCAACAGUGCAAAGUCUGUGGAGAACCAGCGGCUGGAUUCCAUUUUGGCGCGUUCACCUGUGAGGGUUGCAAGUCGUUCUUCGGGCGGACGUACAACAACUUGUCUUCGAUUUCGGAGUGCAAGAACAACGGAGAAUGUGUGAUCAACAAGAAGAACAGGACGGCUUGCAAAGCUUGCAGGUUACGGAAAUGUCUCCUAGUCGGCAUGUCAAAGUCUGGCUCACGAUACGGAAGACGGUCCAACUGGUUCAAAAUCCACUGCUUGCUUCAAGAGCAACAACAACAGCAUAAUAUGCACAUAAACUCAAGUAAAUCUCCACCCACUUUCAAUCCUUCACUGAACCCGUCGUACUUACCGACGAACCUUCUCCCAGCCGCGGCUUUAGCAGAAUAUUAUAAAAACUCGGAAAAGAGUCCGUUCACGGAAGACGUGACGCGGCAGAGCGUAUCACCUUCUGACUCAGGAGCUUCAUCAGCAGAUCCUGAGGACGACAACAGUUCCAGAAGUACUAGUGGACUCAGUAUCUUCCGACCAGCGUCGUCUCCGUGCAGUGACAAGGAUGUACGGUUACAAGCUUUAAAAAACCAUAAUAAAGAUAGAAGACGGAAACCUACUUUGCCCCCAUCGCCAUUUGGAACUGUUUCUGCUCCACCAAGUUUCUCGCCUAGAAGUGCUCCGUACUUACCUGUUCAACUACAAUCUUUGAGAGCAGCACCUCCAGGACUAGCAACUUGGCAGAACAGAAACGGUGGAGACUUGCUCCUGCACUCACCAGCCGUAGCCGGAGUGGCGAUAGACCAAGACCAGCCGAUAGACCUUUCCAUAAAAUCCACGGCAGUUAUUUUUCGAAGUCCUAAGAACGACGAAGUUAGUGAUUCCGAGCCAGAAUUGUCAAUUGAUUUGAGUGAGGAAAACAGUAAAGAAGUUAUGAAGAAUCCUUUAGACCUGUCUCUUGUCCCGAAAAGAUCAGAAGAGGUACCAAUGACUGGUUGAAUUUUUAGUAUUUUUUGUACAAUUUGGUACGUCGCGUUUUACUAUUUAUGUGUACAUAGUUAUUGUAGUGUUCUUGUCAAUACUCUUUCACGCCAUACAGUAUUUAGCUGGUUGCAUUCCUUUCUUCUUGAUUACCUGACCUUAUUUACCAUAAUUAGCGUUAGUGUAGAAUAAAUUCAAGUCAUGGACUUCUAGACUUAAGUAGUGAAGCAAAAUACGAUAGACGACAUUGUUAUUGUAUAUGGUAGAUAGGAGUUGAUCAAUGUUACUGAACGUGUUAUAGAUAUAGCCUAGAUAAAGGGAAACUAGAAACUUCUUGAAAAUUCUAGAUUUUUCCUCAAAAGUACCUUCUAAUACUAUUGUUCAAGGAGGCUGAUAAAUUAACUGUAAACAACUAAGAUAUAACAGCCCUAGUCUUGAGUUUGAUAACAUAUUUUGGGUCUAAUACAAUAUUUUGUUGAGCUCAAGAUUAAAGCUUUGAUUCCUGAGUUAUUUGUUUUGUCAAAAGGCUAUGUCUAGGCACAUUCCACUAUUAGCAAGUGCCAGUGUAUGUUUUACCAUUUAUAUAAUGUUUUAUGGGAUUAAAGGCCAGUAAAAAUGAAGCUCAAAAUUAUAAUGUACAAAUUAAGAGUCUUUGUAAAAAAUAAUUCGUUGUAUGUACUUAUUAAUUUAAGUAUUUAUUUCUUUAGUUUUUAGGCCAGUUUGUAUUGAGUCACUUUUUUUUAAUUUUUGACGUAAUUUUCUAAGAUAUUAGUUUUUAAUUUUAGCGUACUUAUUUUUUUUUUAUUUUCAUAAUUAUGCUUGUGUUAUUAUUUUUUGUUGUUUUGUUAAAGAUGUUUUUUUAAGGAAAUAGACAUUCCAAUGCUCAUUUCAUUCCAUUACUUUGUUAGAAUUAGUGUAUUUCUGGUGCCAGUAUUUUUCUAGAUUUUUUUUACGAUUUGUGCUUUAAUUGUAUGGAAUAAACGUGUCAUUUUAGAAUAAUUAUAUAUUUGUCUACAAUUUAUUAAAACAAACUGUAAUACGUAUAAUUUUUUACAAGGAAAUAUUGAGAAAAUAUUAAAUAAAUAAAGCAUUUAAUUAAAAAAUGGUGCCAUGACAAUAACGAGCAUAAUAAUUUAAGUCGUGAAAAUGUCACAAUAUUUGUAAAUAAAUAUUUUUUAUAGAAAAUGUUGAAAUGACUUUGGCCAAAAUAGGUACAAAUUAGAAUGAAUUGUUCAGUAUAAUACAAUACAAGCAACAGGCUUACUUAUUAUUACAUUUAUUUCUAAAAAUAUAUUAAAAAUGAAUUACCGAAUUAUUUGACAAAUUUUAUUGAGCAAAACCUGACAUGAUUAUAAAUAAAAAAAUUGAGUUUUUUUUACAUGUCGCUGGUCGCAUGGUCUCAAUUCGAAUAUUGGGUCGGGCAAAGUAAAAAUUAUGGGUUUUUUCCUCAUUUAUAUAUAAAAUUUGAAAUUGUAUCAGAUAUAUUGCAGUUUCCUAAUUACAUGAAAAUAAUAAACCUAACUGGCGAAAAGUGAUUGGAAAGAAGGCGUGAUACUGUGUUCUAUGUUUUUUCUUUAUAUUAUUUUCCAAUGUAAAGAAAAUAUCUUAUUAUCAUUAAAUAAUGAGUAAGCCUGUAGUACUGAGUUAUGAGUAUCAAUUUUGGGACGUAAAUUGUUGUUAUCAGUGUGAUACGAUAUUUUAAUGUACUAGUUUACAUUUUUUUUACGUUUUAAGUAAAUUUUUAAUAUAUUUGAAAGAAAAAAAUAAUAAAAAGCGAGUGCCUUUA